AUGCAUUCUUCUGUUCGACUUCAUGAUCAACUCUAUGAAAUAGUUGUUUCAUCAGAACAAGUGCCUGGUGAACAAAAGAUUCGCAUAUUGUUUCCUCAUGGAUAUGAUGUUAUCGGUAAUAAUCAUCGUUAUCCUGUUCUUUACUUAUUGCAUGGUUCAUUUGGUGGUGCUGCAGAUUGGACGACGCUCGGUGAAGCUCAAGCAAUCUGUAGUAAUACAUCGUUAAUUAUUGUUAUGCCGAAUGGUGACCCUUUUGGAUUCUAUACUAAUUGGGUGAUACUUGGUAAUGAUGGUCCACAAAAUUGGCGUACUUACCAUAUGGAACAACUAGUACCUUGGAUCGAUUAUAAUUUGCGCACGGUAGCGAAAAAAGAAGGUCGUGCUAUAGCUGGCCUUUCAAUGGGUGGAUUUGGUGCCAUUCGUUAUGCAGAACAAUACUCUGAUAAUUUUAUUUAUGUAGCAGGGUUUUCUGGUGUAGCUGAUUUACUUGAUAAGCGUGUUCAACAAGCCAUUCUUGGUUUGACAACUAUUGAUCAUGGAAAACCACUUUUGGGCCCAUUUGGCUAUCCUUCUGAACCUUUGAAUUCAAGUGAAUGGUUUGCUCAGGAUCCAAUUACUCAUGCUGAAUCAUUACGUGGUGUAGCUAUAGCUCUCUACACUGGCAAUGCUGAUGAUUUGGAAAAGAUACUGUGCGAUACAAAUUAUCGUUUGCGAGAUAUGUUAAUUUCGUUGAAUAUUCCUCUUUAUUUUAAUGAUUAUGGAAAUGGACAAUCGAUCGGAUAUGGUUGUAAUGGUGGACAUAAUUGGCCAUGUUGGAAUGCUGCACUUAUUGAUGUAUUACCUCGUAUGGUGAUGAUUUUACAAAAAGACUGCUAA
Messenger RNA from Rotaria sp. Silwood2, 876 nucleotides. The record is from the annotation of a GenBank genome assembly. NCBI's taxonomy places the organism in Eukaryota, Metazoa, Rotifera, Eurotatoria, Philodinida, Philodinidae.